AUGGUGGGCGCAACCUCUCUGAGACCAAAGCGAUUGGUGUGGACACCAUCGUUACAUGAUCUAUUUGUGAAAGCUGUUGAGAAAUUAGGACUGUAUGAAGCUCGUCCCAAAGAAAUUCUGCAAUUGAUGAAUGUGGACAAUGUCACAACGACACAUAUCAAAUCUCAUUUGCAGAAAUAUCGAUCACAGUUCAAGAAGGGAAAUCAAAAUGUUGCACCUUCGAAUUCCAGUGCCAAUCUGAGCGCUCACGAAGAAAAUUCUGCAGACAUGGCAGGAGAUGAUGAAAUUGUUGAAAAGGCAAGAUUGUCUCCAAAAUUUCCAAUCAAAUCAGAGCAAAUAUCCACAACCAGUAGUCAUUCCUCCUCUUCCACUUCCUCUCCAGGUCACCAUCCUUCGACAACAACAAAUUUACACAACACACCACAUUCCACUCAGCAACCAAAUGAUUCAAUUUUUGACAAUUAUAAUGACUUUUUUCCUUUGCUAGGUCAGCAACAAGUUUCAUAUUUGAAGGACUUGCUGAGUUCCGUCCAUGUGAAUGGCCAUCCUAUUAAUACAAUGACAACAACAAGUGCUACUAAUCAUGUCACACCUCCUCCUCCUUCGAACACCACCAAUAGUAUCACUGUAAACGUUCAACCACCACCACCACUUCAAUACGGUUCUAGCUCUGGAGUAAACACCUCUGGUGUGUCAGCUCAGAAUACCAAUUCUAUUCCUAAUGUUCACAUCAUUCAAGUGAAUAACAAUGCACCACAACCACCAAUAGGUUUUAAUGCAGUUUUGGACCAAAAUGGAAAUGUCAACACUUCAUUCAAUCCAAUGACCUCUCAUUGCGAUACUGAAACUCUUAAUGAUUACCUUGGAGUUCUUAAGCAAAUUUGCAAGUCCGAACAUGACAUUUAUCACAUAUUCGAAAAGAUACAAGCAGAAAUACGAGAACAACGAGAUUUGAAUUUCAUUGUUGAAGGAUUCCGUUUAGGGUUUUUAUGUGGUAUCAGAUUCCACAAUAAUUUUUCGUCAAACAACCCUCAAAACACCUCUAGUGAGCAACCACCCACUAGCAGUUCAUCCUCUCCUUCCACAAAUCGUUCUCCUUGCAGACAUCAAUAA
Messenger RNA from Naegleria lovaniensis, 1113 nucleotides. RefSeq lists its product as uncharacterized. Gene Ontology annotation, molecular function: DNA binding; DNA-binding transcription factor activity. NCBI's taxonomy places the organism in Eukaryota, Heterolobosea, Eutetramitea, Acrasida, Naegleriidae. Gene Ontology annotation, biological process: positive regulation of DNA-templated transcription. The record is from RefSeq and is a predicted model, not a curated record. Bases 1 to 1113 code for a protein of 370 amino acids. The transcript has a single exon.